UGUGUAUGCGCGCGGGGUGUAGUGAGAGGGAGACGGCGACGUCGUGUGCAACGCAGGACAACAUACGAAAAAAGAUUAGAAUAACGUUACAGAAUUUAUUAAUUUAUACAUAGUUGUCCCAAAAAUACACAAACUAUUGAAAGACAAUUUACAUAACGCUGUAUUAUACUGUUUUAAUACAGUGGAAUCAAGUUACUGGGACAUAAGAACUCCGGAGGCGAAACGGAUUUGCUUGCCAACUUUCUGCAAACUUUAUUUGGUUAGCUUGGAGUUUGGCUAACUAAAUUUAAAGUUUGCAAUAAUGUCUGGAAGUGAGGAUGAUAGAGAUGAUUUUGGACCCGAAGACCGGUCUAUUCUGCACGAUGAGGACGACGAGGAGCUGUCGGAGACUGAGGCUCCUAAGGUGAAGAAAAAGAAGAAGGCCAAGAAGAGCCGUGAAAGCAAAAGCAGCAAGAGGCGUUCUCGCAGAGAGGAUGUGCCAGUCAGCUCCCCAGAGGCCAUGGAGGUGCCCGAGGUGGAGGCCGAGGAGGAGCGAGGAGCCCGCGGCUCAGACAGCGAGGGCAGCGACUACAACCCCGGCAGGAAGAAGAAGAAGAGGACGAGUGCAGGGAGGGAGAAGAGGAGGAGCAGCAUGGGCGCAGAGAAGAACUCUGGAGGCUCCUCCGCCUCCAAGAGGAAGGACCCGGAGCCCGAGGAGGAGGAGGAGGAGGAAGAUGAUGACGACAGCUCGGAGCCAAAGACAUCGUCCCAGCUCCUGGAUGACUGGGGCAUGGAGGACAUUGACCACAUUUUCAGUGAGGAAGACUACCGCUCUCUCACUAACUACAAGGCUUUCAGUCAAUACGUCAGGCCCCUCAUCGCAGCCAAGAACCCCAAGAUUGCCGUGUCAAAGAUGAUGAUGGUUCUGGGGGCCAAGUGGCGAGAGUUCAGCACCAACAACCCGCUGCGAGGCUCUGCUGCCGCCAACGCAGCCCUGGCCACAGCCAACGUCUCAGCCGCUGUGGACAGCAUGGUGGCAGAGGUGGUGCCCCCUGCACCCGCCCCUGCCCCGCCCCCACCCAUCGAGCCCCAGCCACCCCCCGCACCACCCCUACGCAAGGCCAAGACCAAGGAGGGCAAAGGUCCGAAUGCGCGUAAGAAGUCAAAGCCCGCUCCUAAACCCCAGGAGAAGAAGAAGCCCAACACCAAGAAGGUGGCUCCCCUCAAGAUCAAACUGGGAGGCUUCAACAGCAAGAGGAAACGCUCCUCGAGCGAGGAGGACGAGCCCGACGUGGACAGUGACUUUGACGACGCCAGCAUCAACAGCAUCUCCGUGUCAGACGGCUCCACCAGCCGCAGCAGCCGCUCCAAGAAGAAGCCCAAGAGCAAACCCAAGAAGAAGAAGGUGGAGACAGAGGAUGGAGACGGCUAUGAGACAGACCACCAGGACUACUGCGAGGUGUGUCAGCAGGGCGGGGAGAUCAUCCUGUGUGACACCUGUCCGCGGGCCUACCACAUGGUCUGUCUGGACCCCGACAUGGAGAAAGCCCCCGAGGGCACCUGGAGCUGCCCACACUGUGAGAAGGAGGGUAUCCAGUGGGAGGCGCGGGAGGAGGGUUCGGAAGGCGAGGAGGAGAGCGAGGUGAUGGGCGAGCCCGAGGAGGACGACCACCACAUGGAGUUCUGCCGCGUGUGCAAGGACGGCGGGGAGCUGCUGUGCUGCGACUCCUGCCCCUCUUCCUACCACAUCCACUGCCUCAACCCGCCCUUGCCAGAGAUCCCCAACGGAGAGUGGAUCUGCCCACGGUGCACUUGUCCAAACAUGAAAGGCAAGGUGCAGAAGAUUCUGACCUGGCGUUGGGGGGACCCCCCUCCCCCAACCCCCGUGCCCCGCCCACCAGACCUCCCGGCCGACAGCCCUGACCCCGCCCCUCUGGCCGGCAGGCCCGAGAGGGAGUUCUUUGCCAAGUGGAGCAACAUGUCAUACUGGCACUGCUCCUGGGUGUCAGAGCUACAGUUGGAGCUCCACUGCCAGGUGAUGUUCCGGAACUACCAGCGCAAGAACGACAUGGACGAGCCCCCUCCCAUUGACUUUGGCGGCGAGGGCGAGGAGGACAAGAGCACCAAGAGGAAGAACAAGGACCCCCUGUACGCCAAGAUGGAGGAGAAGUUCUACCGCUUCGGCAUCAAGAUGGAGUGGAUGAUGAUUCACCGGAUCCUCAACCACAGCAUGGACAAGAAGAACAAUGUCCAUUACCUCAUCAAAUGGAAGGACCUGCCCUACGACCAGGCCACCUGGGAGGCAGAGGACAUGGACGUCCCAGAGUUCGACAUCUACAAGCUGCAAUACUGGCACCACAGGGAGCUCAUGAUGGGAGACGAAGGUAAACCAGGGAAGAAGGUCAAGGUCAAGGGCAAGGUCAAGAGGCUGGACAGGCCGCCAGAGAACCCUGUGGUUGAUCCCACCAUCAAGUUUGACCGUCAGCCAGAGUACCUGGACUCCACGGGGGGCACCCUGCAUCCGUACCAGCUGGAGGGCCUCAACUGGCUGCGCUUCUCCUGGGCGCAGGGCACCGACACCAUCCUGGCUGACGAGAUGGGCCUGGGCAAAACCGUGCAGACUGCUGUCUUCCUCUACUCGCUCUACAAAGAGGGCCACUCCAAAGGGCCGUUCCUGGUGAGCGCCCCCCUCUCCACCAUCAUCAACUGGGAGCGGGAGUUUGAGAUGUGGGCUCCAGACAUGUACGUGGUCACUUAUGUGGGAGACAAGGACAGCAGGGCCGUCAUCAGGGAGAACGAGUUCUCCUUCGAGGACAACGCCAUCAGAGGAGGCAAGAAGGCCUCCAGGAUGAAGAAAGACUCGUCGGUCAAGUUCCACGUCCUGCUGACGUCGUAUGAGCUCAUCACCAUUGACAUGGCCAUCCUGGGCUCCAUAGACUGGGCCUGCCUGGUGGUGGACGAGGCCCACAGGCUCAAGAACAACCAGUCCAAGUUCUUCAGAGUGCUGAACAACUACCCCCUGCAGCACAAGCUGCUGCUCACCGGCACUCCUCUGCAGAACAACCUGGAAGAGCUCUUCCACCUGCUCAACUUCCUCACCCCAGAGAGGUUCAGUAACCUGGAGGGCUUCCUGGAGGAGUUUGCUGACAUCGCCAAAGAGGACCAGAUCAAGAAGCUGCACGACAUGCUGGGCCCGCACAUGCUCAGAAGACUGAAGGCCGACGUCUUCAAACACAUGCCUUCAAAGACCGAGCUCAUCGUCAGGGUGGAGCUCAGCCCCAUGCAGAAGAAGUACUACAAGUUCAUCCUCACUCGUAACUUUGAGGCCCUGAACACGCGAGGGGGGGGGAACCAAGUGUCUCUGCUCAACGUGGUCAUGGACCUGAAGAAGUGCUGCAACCACCCCUACCUCUUCCCUGUGGCUGCUAUGGAAGCUCCCAAGAUGCCUAAUGGGAUGUACGACGGCGGCGCCCUCACUAAGGCUGCUGGGAAACUGACGCUGCUGCAGAAGAUGAUGCGGAAGCUGAAGGACGGAGGUCACAGGGUGCUCAUCUUUUCUCAGAUGACCAAGAUGCUGGACCUGCUUGAGGACUUCUUGGAGAACGAGGGUUACAAGUACGAGAGGAUAGACGGCGGAAUCACUGGCGGCAUGAGACAGGAAGCCAUCGACCGCUUCAACGCUCCGGGAGCGCUGCAGUUUGCCUUCCUGCUGUCCACCAGAGCGGGAGGGUUAGGGAUCAACCUGGCCACGGCCGACACCGUCGUCAUCUACGACUCGGACUGGAACCCCCACAAUGACAUCCAGGCGUUCAGCAGAGCCCAUCGUAUCGGACAGAACAAGAAGGUGAUGAUCUACCGCUUCGUCACCAAGGCCUCGGUGGAGGAGAGGAUCACUCAGGUGGCUAAGAAGAAGAUGAUGCUGACCCACCUGGUGGUGCGGCCCGGCCUGGGCUCCAAGACGGGCUCCAUGUCCAAACAGGAGCUGGACGACAUCCUGAAGUUCGGCACCGAGGAGCUUUUCAAGGACGAGCUGGGAGAAGGUGAGUCUCUGGGAUGGGUGAGUCUCUGGGAGGGGGUGAGUCUCUGGAUGGGAUGAGUCUCUGGGAGGGGGGGGAUCUCUGGGAGGGGGGAGUCUCUGGGAGGGGGGGGAGUCUCUGGGAGGGGGGGAGUCUCUGGGAGGGGGGGAGUCUCUGGGAUGGGAUGAGAGAUCCAGAGCAUGAACGAGUACCUCAGCUCCUUCAAGGUGGCCCAGUACGUGGUCAAAGACGAGGAGGAGGAGGAGGAGGUGCAGCGCGAGGUGAUCAAGCAGGAGGAGAGCGUGGACCCAGACUACUGGGAGAAGCUCCUGCGGCACCACUACGAGCAGCAGCAGGAGGACCUGGCCCGCAACCUGGGCAAGGGCAAGAGGAUCCGCAAGCAGGUCAACUACAACGACGGCUCCCAGGAGGACCGAGCGGACUGGCAGGACGACCAGUCAGACAAUAACUCCGACUACUCCGUGGCGUCCGAGGAGGGAGACGAGGACUUCGACGAGAGGGCAGAAGGAACCAACUCCCGCAGGCCUAACCGCAAGGGCCUGAGGAACGACCGGGACAAACCACUACCCCCCCUGCUGGCCAGAGUGGGAGGCAACAUUGAGGUGCUGGGCUUCAACGCGCGCCAGAGAAAGGCCUUCCUGAAUGCAGUGAUGCGUUAUGGGAUGCCCCCCCAGGACGCCUUCACCACCCAGUGGCUGGUCAGAGACCUGCGAGGGAAGUCUGAGAAGGAGUUCAAAGCGUACGUGUCUCUCUUCAUGCGGCACCUGUGUGAGCCCGGGGCCGACGGAGCAGAGACCUUCGCCGACGGCGUCCCGCGCGAGGGGUUGUCGCGGCAACACGUCCUCACGCGCAUCGGCGUGAUGUCGCUGAUCCGCAAGAAGGUCCAGGAGUUUGAGCACGUGAACGGCCAGUGGUCCAUGCCCUGGAUGAUGGAGCUGGAGGAGAAUAAGAAGGCUGCUGCUGCUGCCGCCCACCCUGACUCCCCAGGGAAGACCCCCUCCACAGGCACCCCAGCAGACACCCAGCCCAACACCCCCGCCACAGCCCCCAAAACACCCUCCACCACCGCCACCCCUGCAGACACCCAGCCAAACACACCCGCUGCAGUUGACGAAGCCUCGAAGACGGAGGAGGCCGGGAAGGAUGGAGAGAAGGAGGCGAAAAAGGAGGGAGACGGCGAGAAGGAAGGCAAAGAGCCUGGCAAGACGGACGAGUCGGAGGUGAUUGACAUCCCUGACGAGGACGAGAGGACUCCCCCUCCGGAGGAGAAGGAGGAGAAGGAGGGAGAGGAGCCCAUGGAGACAGACAAGGCCAGCGUCGGGGCGGAGAAGGAGAAAGAGAAGGAGAAUGAGGGGGAGAAGGAGAAUGACAAAGAGAAGGAUGGAGACACUGCCGAGAAGAUGGUGGAGGGAGUGGAGGACACCAAGUCUCCAGCUGAGACCAAGACGGAGGGGUCGGAGGUCAAAUCGGAAGAUUCCGAGGCCAAAGCAGCAGAGGAUAAGAAAGACGAGAAGACUGACAAGAUGGACACCACUCCUGCCACAGAUGAGAAGAAAGAGCAAAAGGAGGAGAAGGACGGCGUGAAGACGGAGGAGCCAGCCAAGCUGCCGAACGGAGACAGCGUCAAGGAGGGCGGGGCCGUGGUGGUGGCGGCCGGAGGCAGCGAGGAGAAGAAGAAGGCCAAGACGAGGUUCAUGUUCAACAUCGCAGACGGAGGCUUCACAGAGCUGCACUCCUUGUGGCAGAACGAGGAGAGGGCUGCCACCGUCACCAAGAAGACCAAUGAGAUUUGGCACCGUCGCCAUGACUACUGGCUGCUGGCUGGCAUCAUACAACACGGCUAUGCACGCUGGCAGGACAUCCAGAACGACGUCAAAUACGCCAUCCUCAAUGAGCCCUUCAAGGGCGAGAUGAACCGAGGCAACUUCCUGGAGAUCAAGAACAAGUUCCUGGCCAGGAGGUUCAAGCUCCUGGAGCAGGCCCUGGUGAUUGAGGAGCAGCUCCGCAGGGCAGCCUACCUCAACAUGUCUGAGGACCCCUCCCACCCCUCCAUGGCCCUCAACACGCGCUUCAGCGAGGUGGAGUGCCUGGCCGAGUCCCACCAGCACCUCAGCAAAGAGUCCAUGUCUGGGAACAAGCCCGCCAAUGCCGUCCUGCACAAAGUGCUGAAGCAGCUGGAGGAGCUACUUAGCGACAUGAAGGCGGACGUGACCCGUCUCCCGGCAACAAUUGCCAGGAUACCUCCUGUUGCCGUGAGGCUGCAGAUGUCGGAGAGGAACAUCCUGAGCCGGCUGGCCAGCAGGGGACCAGAGACACAGAGCCAGCAGGUACACACUCAGCAGAUGUCACAGCAGUAGCCUGGACUAGGAGUGACCCUUCCCCCUCCCUUAACCACACCCCGCCUCACCACCUCGACAUUCCUGAUUGGCGCAGCAGACGAUGACUCCACCCAAGCUUGAAGCCACACCCCUUUUACCUUUACAUACGGACUUGCAGAGUUUCUAUUGGCUGACCCUUGGACGCUGUGGAAAUAAAUGCUAUUUUAUUUUUGUCGUUUUUUCUCUUUUUGUUUUUUUUUUCAAUUUCUGUAUUAAUAUUAUUGAUAUAAUGUUAUUAUGAUGGUUUUUUGGGACCUAAAUAAAAAUAUGUAA
Molecule: messenger RNA, 6667 nt
Organism: Osmerus eperlanus (European smelt)
Lineage: Eukaryota; Metazoa; Chordata; Actinopteri; Osmeriformes; Osmeridae
Gene: chd4a
Product: chromodomain helicase DNA binding protein 4a
Exons: 41
Biological process (GO): negative regulation of transcription by RNA polymerase II; chromatin remodeling
Cellular component (GO): chromatin; nucleus
Molecular function (GO): chromatin binding; histone binding; ATP hydrolysis activity
Source: RefSeq, a predicted model, not a curated record